GACCAGGUCUCAUGGCGAAACGAAAUGUGAAUGUAAUUGGCGCCCCCACCACUGGCCCCGAACGCGCAAGUCGUCCGUCGUCGAGUAUAGCCAGCGCUCGCGGCGGCGAAAACCAGACGGCCGCAGUGCGAGGUGCGACCCGGACAGCGUAACAGGCAGCCAGGAUGGCUCCGACCCUGAGCAAGCUCGUCACCAGGAGGAGUACGGCCUCAGCUGCCGCCGUAGUCGCCGUUCUCUGGCUGCUCAGCCGUAAGCGCAGCAAGAAACGCUUCGGCGGUACCAAGCCCAAGAAUCCCUGGCCAGCCAACACUGACAUCCAGUAUGUCAUCAAGGAGGAGAAGCCCAAGCGGCCCAAGGCCCAUGUGGACGGGGAGUUCUUCAAACAGCUGCGACAACUGCUGGCCAUUGGUAUACCCGGUGUGUUUACACCCGAGGCUGGCUAUGUUUUCCUGGUCGCUGCUGCCCUUGUCUCCAGGUCACUCUGCGACCUGUGGCUUAUCCAUACUGGCACACUUAUCGAAACAUCUAUAGUCAAUAUGGAUGCGGAGUUGUUCAAAAAACGAUUGUUCAGGUUUAUGGCUACCUUGCCUGUGAUAUCAGUUGUGAAUAACAUAUUAAAGUAUGGCCUUGGAGAAAUGAAACUAAGGCUACGAACUAACAUAAGUCGUUUUCUAAUGGAUCAAUAUUUGAAAGGAUUUACUUACUACAAAAUGAGCAAUUUAGACACUAGAAUUGCAAAUCCUGAUCAAUUACUUACCACGGAUGUAGAUAAAUUCUGUGAAAGUUGUACAGAUUUGUACAGUAAUAUUGCCAAACCUAUGUUGGAUAUCUUCAUUUACGUUUACAGACUUACCUCGUCACUCGGUGGCCAAACUCCUCUUAUUAUGCUAUCAUAUCUUCUACUUGCUGGUGGUUUCCUGACACAUUUAAGAAAACCCAUUGGUGCAUUGACAGUCAAAGAGCAGAGGCUCGAGGGAGAGUAUAGACACAUUCAUUCACGUUUGAUUACUAAUUCAGAAGAGAUUGCUUUCUACCAAGGAAACUCGCGUGAAAAACUAACGCUUAUAGCCAGCUUCCAUAAAUUGGUCACUCAUCUCAGGAAAUUCCUAGAAUUUAAGGUCGCGAUUGGUGUUGUAGAUAAUUUUAUUGGAAAAUAUGUAGCAACUGUUGUUGGAUUCUAUGCUGUGAGCAUUCCAUUUUUCCAGAAGAAUCACCCACUUCUAUCUGGUACUCCAGAUCAUAGGUUUAAAUCUUACUACACAUAUGGAAGAAUGUUGGUUAAAUUAGCAGAAGCCAUUGGACGAUUAGUUCUUGCUGGAAGAGAAAUGACAAGAUUAGCAGGUUUCACUGCACGUGUCACUGAAAUUAGAAAAGUUCUGACCGACUUGAAUGACAAUAAAUACGAAAGAACGAUGAUGAUUGACAUAAAGAACAAUCCCAUUGGCUCUCCAGGAGCAGGAAAAAUUCUUGCUAAAGACAACAUUAUUCGUUUCGAGCGUGUUCCCCUGGUAACUCCAAACGGUGAUGUCCUUGUCAAAGAACUUUCAUUUGAAGUCAAAUCCGGUAUGAAUGUUUUGGUUUGCGGACCAAAUGGAUGCGGAAAGAGUUCGUUGUUUAGAAUUUUGGGUGAACUGUGGCCUCUGUGGGCUGGUGUAAUGACAAAGCCACCGCGCGGUAAACUGUUUUACAUUCCACAAAGACCUUACAUGACUCUGGGAACGCUGAGAGAUCAAGUAAUCUACCCGCAUACUCGCGCUGAGAUGAUUAGACGAGGUAACGCGAAAGACGAAGAUUUACAAAAGUACCUGGACUUAGUACAAUUAGGCCACUUGCUCGAGAGAGAAACUCAGCCGGGUAGUGAAGGUCAUGGCUGGGACGCCGUUGCCGACUGGAUGGAUGUCUUAUCCGGUGGUGAGAAACAGCGAAUCGCGAUGGCGAGAUUGUUCUAUCACAAGCCGCAAUUCGCUAUUCUCGACGAAUGCACAAGUGCUGUUAGUGUUGACGUCGAAGAUUCUAUGUAUUCUUACUGUAAAAAGGCCAAUAUUACCCUGUUUACCGUAUCUCACAGACGAUCGCUUUGGAAGCACCACGAGUACUACCUCCAAAUGGAUGGACGGGGUUCUUUCGAAUUCAAGCCAAUUGAACCGGAUACCGAGGAAUUUGGGUCAUGAAUUAUCGUCCCUCUACCAGAUUGAUAGAUUAGAUGCUCCGUCAUCGUAUUUUAAUUUCUACAAAAAUGCCAAUCUUAGGAUGAUUAUGAGCACAAUGCAUUUUUUAUAACAGGUUGUGGAGAUAUUCGUGUAAAUUACGUCGAAAGGACAAAUGUUGCUUUAUCGUUCCUGAACAAACGCGUGGGGUUAAAAAGAGAAAAAGCUAAAUCUAUGACACUAGCUACUAUAUAGUGCGUCAUGAGUCUCGUAUUUUUGUAUCAAUGUUUUUAUACGUCAUUUUUGUCGUUGUUGCUUACUUUCUUCAUUGUUACUCAUCAUUCUAUAGUAGCUUUAAUAUAAUUAUUUACAUAAUAUGGUGUAAGGCACUGAAAUAUUUACUACUCUACGUUCUCUCUGUCUUUUUUUUAAGUUUUACAAUCGAUUGUAUAUAAGAACUCUUCUCUUUUUACAACUUCUUUUUUGUUAUUAAUUUCUCGCAAGUUGAGAAGCUGUACGCUAAGGUGGAUAAGUUCUAGAGCUUGAAGAGGAGAGUGCAUUGACUUAUAUAUAUAUGUGCAAUGGAUAGAACAAAAAAUGAAAAUUAUGGUUACAAAAAAGAUGCACAAAUGAUUUUUUUCUAAUGCACAAUUGUGUUGUUAUAAUCCACACCACGUCCGGUGUAAAACCUUGGGAACUUUUGGGAGUUUCGAGAGACUCAUACGCCCGUCUAUCAACGAUAUAAUGCCAAAUGAAAUAUAGACCGUUUCACCGAAUUCGUCGCGUCGUCCAGGCUAAGAGGGUUUUAUACUUGUAAUGGGUGGUAAUUGUUAUGUGUAGAUCACAUUCAUUGUAAAUAUAUAUGUUGAAGCAUAUGUACGUAUUUGGGAUUGCUGGACAAUAAAAAGAAAUUAUUUCAUAUACUUAAGACAUCCGGAAGUUGGCGUGUGUUGUACACAUACAUAAGCUUUCAGCGCAGGAUUCCCGAAUCGCAAAAUUCGAACAAAAGAAAUCGCAAUGUCCGUCUGUUGGUGCGAAAGGAACAAUCAUGUAAGAUCGGCUCUAUUUUUUCACAAUAAAACAAAAAAACAUCGAAAAAA
Molecule: messenger RNA, 3247 nt
Organism: Nasonia vitripennis (jewel wasp)
Lineage: Eukaryota; Metazoa; Arthropoda; Insecta; Hymenoptera; Pteromalidae
Gene: Pmp70
Product: ATP-binding cassette sub-family D member 3
Exons: 12
Coding region: 165-2171 (668 amino acids)
Biological process (GO): fatty acid beta-oxidation; very long-chain fatty acid catabolic process; long-chain fatty acid import into peroxisome
Cellular component (GO): peroxisomal membrane
Molecular function (GO): ATP binding; ABC-type transporter activity; long-chain fatty acid transmembrane transporter activity
Source: RefSeq, a predicted model, not a curated record